AUGGCGGAUAGCACAAUGCAGUCAACAAUGAUACAACACAGUGGAAGAUGGGACGCAUCAGGUCGAUAUGUAGAAUUCAAAAUUGAAGGAAUCCAGUACGAUUCAAAUUCGAACUAUAAUGGAUUGAUUUCUACAAUUGCUGCUCAACUGGGGAUAGAUACCACAGUCCAAACCAUAAUGAUUAAAUACAUUGCUAGUGACCGAUGCCCACCAAUGAUCAUACACAACGACAUGGGUGUUUGGAUUGAUAUGGCUUCAAGUGAACAUAUUGAGUUGUUGGAUAGUUGUGAAACUGAAAUAAUAAGUGACCCUCGACAUGAAUUUGUUGUGGAAAAACAGAUUUACAAGGAUAAAGAAACACUCAAUGCAGUUAUGAGGCAAUAUGCCUUUAUGAAGCAAUUUCAAUUUCGGGUGAAAAGGUAUGGUACAAAAAGCUAUCAUCUCGUAUGCCCUGGUGACAAUUGUUCAUGGUGUUUAAAGGCCUCAAGUCUAAAUGAGUCAAGGCUUUUCAAGAUUAGGAAUUUUUGUGAUGUGCACACAUGCUUGUUAAAGGAUAGAAUUUAUGAACAACGUCAAGCAACUUCCAAUGUCGUCAGCAUUAUUAUAAUGGAUAAGUAUGAAGAUCCAAAAACAAUAUACACACCCAAGGAUAUAUCUAGGGACAUGAGGACACAACAUGGUGUAACAUUGACCUACAUGCAAGCUUAUAGAGCGAAGCAAAAGGCAAUGAUUAUGUUACGAGGGGAUCCCACCGACUCACCUAUAGUGGUGGUUGACGGAACCCAUCUUAAAUCAACUUACAAGGGUACUAUGCUAAUUGCUUGUACAUUGGAUCCAGGAGGUAGUAUACUGCAGCUUGCAUAUGGUAUAGUUGAUUCUGAAAAUGAUUCAUCUUGGAUAUGGUUCUUUGAGCGGUUCAGGGAUGCUUUUGGUGAGAGGGAGAACAUGUGCUUUGUGUCGGACAGGCAUAAAAGUAUAUGGAAUGCGAGUGCAGCAGUGUACCCUGGGCUGCCUCAUUAUGCCUGUAUUUGGCAUUUGUGGAACAAUUUAAUUAAGCAAUGCCACAGAAACAAAGAGCAGAUGAGGAAAUUAUACUAUGCAAUGGCUAAGGCAUACAUACUCCAAGAGUUUAAUGAAUUCAUGGGAAGGGUGACCAAAAUAGAUAGGAAGCUGAGGAGAUACUUAUUUGAAAUUGGUUAUCAUAAAUGGACACGGAUACAUGCAACAGUAAAAAGAACAUGGACACAGACUUCAAACAUAGCUGAAUCUAUAAACAAUGCUACAGUGAAUGCUAGGGAAUUGCCGGUGGCAAAAUUAUUGGAUUUCAUGAGGGAAUUGGUUGAAAGAUGGAAUGCAACGCACGAUAAAGAAGCAAAGAAUACAUUCACAUAUCUUACUAAAAAGUAUCAAGAAAUUAUCAACAAGAAUGGUGUAUUAUCACACCGUAUGACUGUACGAGCUUCCACUGAAUUUCUACAUACAGUGAUUGAUGGUGUUAGGAGGUUCACAAUGUGUCUUCGAGCUAGGAUGUGUACUUGUGGAAGAUUUCAACUGGAUGAGAUACCUUGCGGGCAUGCUAUGGCUGCUAUAGUGUAUAGGCACCAACAUGGAACGGAAUAUACCUCUGCCUACUAUAGCAAUAAGAAUUUCCUCGAUAAAUAUGCAAUACCAGUUGUGCCUCUUCCAUGUGAAAGUACAUGGGAUAUACCGAGGCAUGUAAAGGAAGAGAUUGUGUUGCCACCAGAUGGUAAAAGACCACCAGGAAGACCAGCUACCAAACGAAUGAAACCAUUCCACGAGGGGAAAUUUAAGAAAUCAACAGUGACAUGCAGCAGAUGUGGUACAGAAGGCCACAAUAAGAAGACCUGUAGCAAUAUUCCAAAGGGAAAUUAA
Lycium barbarum (goji berry) is the source of this 1893-nucleotide messenger RNA. RefSeq lists its product as uncharacterized. The coding region runs from base 1 to 1893 and encodes 630 amino acids. The record is from RefSeq and is a predicted model, not a curated record. Gene Ontology annotation, molecular function: zinc ion binding; nucleic acid binding. NCBI's taxonomy places the organism in Eukaryota, Viridiplantae, Streptophyta, Magnoliopsida, Solanales, Solanaceae. The transcript has 7 exons.